AUGACGUGGUGCUGGCGAUUAACAACAGGGAAUCACUCAAUCAACAAUUAUAUUAUUGUUUUAACAUUCAGAUUCCCAGAAAUAGAUGUGGAAAGAAGGAGCACAGCUACAGCAUUUUACAGGCUAAGCCGAAUACCUAGGGUGAUUGGUGCUAUAGAUUGCACGUUGAUACCAAUUACUACCCCAACUUCCCACGAGGCAUCAUAUGCGUGUCGAAAGGGUUACCACGCCUUAAAUGUCCAAGCUGUGGUGGACACUAAGUUGAGAUUCAUUGAUGCUGUGGCGCGGUGGCCUGGCGCAACCAAUGAUGCUACUAUCUUUGAGAUGUCUGGGUUGAAGGAUUAUCUGGAGGCAAAUGCUGUUGGUGUAUUGCUGGGUGAUUCGGGUUAUGCUUUACGAAAUUAUCUAUUAACACCAAUCCUAAGACCCACUGCCAACGCACAAGUGGCAUACAAUGAUGCCCAUGCCAGGGGCCGUGUAGUUGUUGAGAGGGCAUUUGGCGUGCUGAAGUCACGCUUUAGAUGCUUGCACAGAUCUGCAGGCUGUCUAAUGUUUUCACCUGCCAAAUGUCAGCAAAUUGUCAUUUGCUGCAUGAAAUUGCAUAAUUUAUGCAUUGACAAUGGACUGGAUUUCAAUGAACAAGUUCUUCCAGAUGAUCAACCAGAUACCUUUCAACCAGUGGCUCAUGUUGGACUGGUACACCACCAAACAUGCAGAAAUGCAGUUGUGCAGUCUUUUACCUGA
This is a messenger RNA of Mya arenaria, 744 nucleotides long. RefSeq names its product putative nuclease HARBI1. The transcript has 5 exons. The coding region runs from base 1 to 744 and encodes 247 amino acids. Lineage: Eukaryota; Metazoa; Mollusca; Bivalvia; Myida; Myidae. The record is from RefSeq and is a predicted model, not a curated record.